Messenger RNA from Aspergillus udagawae, 1458 nucleotides. RefSeq lists its product as uncharacterized. The transcript is spliced from 2 exons. NCBI's taxonomy places the organism in Eukaryota, Fungi, Ascomycota, Eurotiomycetes, Eurotiales, Aspergillaceae. The record is from RefSeq and is a predicted model, not a curated record. The coding region runs from base 1 to 1458 and encodes 485 amino acids.
AUGAAGAGCGGUGGUCAUACGAAGGCUACGACAUACCUCCCUACUGAGAAAAUUCCAUCCUUCAAGCCCAUCAACAUGAGUCCCAAGCGAAACGAGAAAUUUCUCGACGAGGAUCUCGAUAUCACGGGGAACGCGUCCUGCCUGGACAUGCACAUCCAACUUUGUCUUUGCUAUGCCAUGCCAGAUAGUUCUCCGAUCUCAGCUGGAGAUGCGAUCCUGUCGUUGAAGAAUGGUCUGGAAAUCUUAACCAGGAGUCUCCCCUGGGUGGCGGGGCAGGUUGUCUAUGAAGCUCCGAACAAAACACACACGGGGAGAAUGAAAAUCAAACCUUUAGGGCAGACUCCUACGCUGAUUGUGAAGGACCUGAGGCAGGAGCCCUCGGACCUGACAAUGGAGGCUUUGCGCCAGGCGCAAUUUCCUAUUCGACUGCUGGACGAGCGGGUGAUAGCGCCCAUCCCGAGCUAUUCUGGCGCCAUACCGGGUCCGAAGCCAGUCGUGCUCAUACAGGCCAACCUCAUAUCUGGGGGGCUGCUGCUCACUGUGGCGGGCCAGCAUCAAGCGAUGGACUACCCGGGCAUGGGUCAGAUCCUGCGUCUUCUGUCUAAAGCAUGCCAUGGGCAAGCGUUUUCUGCUGAUGAAAUCGCCGCCGCCAACCUUCCUCGAUACCAUCUGAUCCCAUUCCUGGAUGAUUCAUACCAGCCGGGACCGGAGCUAUACCGACGCAUCAUUGCUCCUGCCCGGCCUGCUGACAGCACCCAGGCGCCUUCUGCCAAUCUUACUCGCAGCAGUUGGGUCAACGUUAUAUUCGAGGCCGUCUCACUUGCCACUCUGAAGCGGGUCGCAGAAAGAGACCUCAGUACACAUCUUGGCUUUAUCUCGACGGACGAUGCGCUGACCGCGUUUGUAUGGAAGGCCGUUGUUCGGGCCAGAAUCUCCCGCCUUCAGCCUGAUGAAGAGGCAACCCUUAGUCGUGCCGUCAAUAUCCGCCACCUGUUCGACAUCCCUGAGGAGCACCCCGGAAUGGUGACGAUGUGCGUAUACGAUACUGCCACAUUGAAGGCGCUAGCUGGGGAGCCCUUGGGAACGACCGCAUCCCGACUUCGCUCAGAACUGGACCACCAGAAGACUGGGCUUGUCUCCAUCACGCGUGCGGCGGUGACGAUGCUUAAUCGGUCCACUGACAAGAGCAUUCUGAACUAUAUGGGCACAAUCAGAACCAACAUUGACCUCAUGUUCAGCUCCUUCUCCAAAGUCGAUGCGUAUGGUGUGGACUUCAACAUGGGCCUUGGGCAGCCAGAGGCGGUGCGCUUGCCGUUGCCACCUGCCGACCCUGGCAUUGUCUAUGCGCUGCCUAAGCGUCCAGACGGACAGGUCGUGCUGGCAAUGUGUCUGGAGGACAGGGAUAUCGAGGCCCUGAAAAAUGACAGGGACUUCCAGCAGUAUGGGAGAUUUAUUUAG